GUACCAUUACUCGCUCGAAAAUUAGAAGAAAAAACAUCUCUCUCUCUCCCCAUUCGCAAACCCGCGCUCUAUCUUUUUUCUUCUCCGCUUUUUACUGGCUCUAUCGAAGCCUUCCUGUCUCGCUCUUAUACGACAGUCGAGGUCAAUUUGCAGCCAAGAGCGACGCGAACUGCAUACUCCUAUUGUUACCACUUCUGUUUUAUUCAACUGCAGCAGCGGAUUAACCGGAGGUUUUGAUUGGGGAUGGACGACGCGUGGAUGGAUGAAGGAGAGAUGGAUGAGAGGAGCACGGCGGACAGAGAAUGGAAUUCCCUAGCAGACAAAUAUACAAAUGAUGGGUAUCGAGAGGGUAUUUCUGCUGGGAAAGAAGAGCAUCUUCAGGAAGGUUUCGACCAAGGUUUCGCUAAGAUAGGAGUACCAGUCGGGCGUAACUUAGGCAAUUUGCGUGGUACUGCGGCUGCUCUGCUGCAGUACUUGACGCAAUUGCAGCCUCAGGCACGCCACAAUUCGGAGGAAGUGAACUCCAUUGCCAAAGGACUGUCUGAGCUGCAACUCCAAGACGUCGCACCUAGAGAUGCAGAAGCAAUCGCCCACGCUAGGGAGCACGGCAUCGAGGAUGAAGAGGUCGAUCCCGCGCAGCAAAUGGCGAAAGCACUUGAGGGCAUGAAAACUGCUGAUGGGCAAUUGAAGCUGCAAGAGUUGACGGCAAGGCUGCAAGCCCUUCUGUCCAAAACGGGUCUUCAGUGAUUAGCGUAUAAGUAGAAUUAAUAUCGAAUGCAAUCUAGUGACAUUCUUGACAUCUAGCUUCCCACCAUGUCCAAGAUAUUAAACACCGUUCUUCAUCUACACACCCCCUGUGCUUGUAUUCGAGUUAUAGUGUUCA
Messenger RNA from Dacryopinax primogenitus, 883 nucleotides. RefSeq lists its product as uncharacterized. The record is from RefSeq and is a predicted model, not a curated record. The transcript has 3 exons. NCBI's taxonomy places the organism in Eukaryota, Fungi, Basidiomycota, Dacrymycetes, Dacrymycetales, Dacrymycetaceae. The coding region runs from base 244 to 747 and encodes 167 amino acids.